AUGAGAAAGUUGGAUGCCAAAGAGGCACGUCGACACAGGCAGAAGCUUCAACGACGAGGAGAGUGGAAGUGUUCAUGGGGGAAAACUCGCAGUGCGACUGAAAGUGAUAGUGAAGAUGAAGAAAAGAACUGUGAAGGAGUAGAAGAUGAGGAGAGCAGUGAUGAUUCGAUGAAGAGAGAUGAGAGAGCAAAAGAAGCAGAGAGGAAGAAAAUAAAAAGGCAAGAGUUUGAAUAUGUGAUGUACAAGUGUUAUCUCACCGAAAAUAAGAACAAUCCUCGUAAGUUUGCUCGAACCAUGUCAGAACCCCUGAACGUGGAUUCUGACGGAGAGGAGAUUCCUGGUGAAGCAGAUUAUGAGGAAGAAGAAACCGAAGAUGAUGAUAUCCAGGGUCCCUACACAUCUUCAGACAGUAAUGAUGAUACUGUUGCCUACUAUGAAGAUGAUGAGUUAAACUACAGCAGCAACAAUGAUGACGAUUCUUGGUGA
This is a messenger RNA of Papaver somniferum (opium poppy), 486 nucleotides long. RefSeq lists its product as uncharacterized. The record is from RefSeq and is a predicted model, not a curated record. The coding region runs from base 1 to 486 and encodes 161 amino acids. The transcript has 2 exons. Lineage: Eukaryota; Viridiplantae; Streptophyta; Magnoliopsida; Ranunculales; Papaveraceae.